AUGCAUUCCAUAUUUUCUGUCGCUCUUGCAACGCUUGCAGUGGUAUCUGCUUCACCGAUCAAACCACGAGUAGUUGCUGAACUCAAUGAAGAGGCCUUCAAGGAAGCCCAACCUCGCGAUGACACAGCGACCCGGGCAUUCUCAGCAACUGCAAUCACAACUUCUGACGGCCAAUGUCUUUCGGUAGAAGAGCUUUCAGGCGAUUUCCGUGCAAACUUGAACCCUAUUGAAGUCAAGGCAUGUGAUGGUAGUGCUGGACAGCAAUGGGAUGUGAUUACUGCGGGAAAGCAUAACGAUCAAGCUGGAAAUAUGCUUGUCGUUAACACGUUGACCCAAGCCUGCAUGAACUUUGAUCCUCGACGCGCUGCAGGGAAUACCGUAAUCAUGUUCUCUUGUGGUGGUAGAGCUGAUGGUGGUGGUGCUGUAACCAACUCCCAACUAUUCCCCUUUGAUGGAAGUGCCGGACCUCUAUCUCUUUCCCCAGGAAACGCUGCAGGUACUUGCCUCGCUGUCGCUGGUGCUGUUCUUGAUCAAGCUCCUUGUGCAGCAGGAAGUGCCGCUCAAACGUUUACCUUUGGCGCUGGCGGUGCUGCUCCCGCUCCAGCUCCCGUACCCGUACCAGCAUCUUCAGCAGUAGUCGCUCCAACUGCAUUACCCGUAGCUGAUGUCUCUUCAUCCGCAGCUGCCCCAGCUCCAACUCCAGCAGCACCAGCAACCGGAGGAGGAAAUCCAACAACAGAGGUACCCGUCUCUCGCGCAGGAGGUGUUCUAAACCCAACCGCAGCCGCAGAAGCAAACCCACGAGACGAAACUGCCACCCGAGCAUUCACAUCCGCCUCCAUCAAGACUUCCUCCGGCCAAUGUCUCUUCAUCGACCCCGCCGCCGGCGACUUCCGUCAGAAUCUCAUCCCCGUAGCCGUCCAAGACUGCACCGGCGCCGAGGGCGAGAAAUUCGACAUCAUCACCAAAGGCACGCACAACGAUCAAGCAAAUGCCGCCCUCGUCGUCAGCAGUCUCACGCAAGGAUGUCUAAACUUCGAUCCUAGACGUGCGGCUGGUGAUACCGUUGUCCUAUUUUCAUGUGGUGGCAGAGCGGAUGGCGAGGGCUUGGUCACGGAGAGUCAGUUGUUUGGUUUCCAAGGUGGGAAUAGCAUCACGCUUGCGCCGCUUAAUGAGAAGGGUGCUACUUGUUUGAGUCCUGCGGGAGCGAAGCUUGAUUCUGCGAGGUGUACUGGGGGUGCGGCUGAGACGUUCAGCAUUGAGGCCUGA
Molecule: messenger RNA, 1269 nt
Organism: Glarea lozoyensis ATCC 20868
Lineage: Eukaryota; Fungi; Ascomycota; Leotiomycetes; Helotiales; Helotiaceae
Product: Ricin B-like lectin
Exons: 4
Coding region: 1-1269 (422 amino acids)
Source: RefSeq, a predicted model, not a curated record